GUCAUUCCGUCGCAUACGUGAAAAAACGGGAAAUGCUCAGAAAACACAGAGAGGAAGCAAAUUUGGGAAGUGUUUUUGUUGCCAUUCCGCAGCAGGAGGGCAUCUGGGCAGGAAAAAUCGAUACAACUAUUUGUAAAUACAGUGCGACGACAGCGACCACGGUGGUGCGCGUGUGAUUUGUGCUUAUGUGCCGUUCCUUCCAAAAUCAAAACAUAUUCAAGGUGUAGUGCAGUAGGAAGAAAAAAUUUGGAUGUGUGCUCCCUCUGUGGCUCGGGCCCGUACCGAGGAAUGUGAUUAUUGCUGCUGCUGCUGUUGCUGGUUGUGCUGGGAAAGCUAUAAAAUUUAUAAUCCAUCGGCGAUAGUGGGCGUCAGUAACCGAUGAACCCGUGGUGGAUGUGCCAAUCCGUUCGUGUGUGUGAUAAAAUGUGGCCCUGGUCUCUGGGGUACCACCCACAAAUUCGACCAAUUUAGUGAAAUCGUGAUAUUGCACCCUGCUGCGGAAAGGCGGAAAGCAAACAAUAGUGACCAGCAAUAGCAGUGCAGUGCGCGCCGUAAGUCACGCACAUCCCACCGACGAGUGUGUGUGCGAUGUGCAGUGGUGUGCGGUGAUCCAAUUCGUACGCGAGUGCAUUUGUGCGUUGGGCUCUUGGCUCAAGUGCUACCUUCCGGUCGGUGCUUUACUACCCCAGCCAGCCCGAGAAGGCCAUCAAAUCACUCCCAACCGACGGUACGACGGACGGGAAAGCACAGCGUUAAAAACAACGUCACCCUGCAUCGUAUGAUAACGCCGUCACUCGUGCGACAGUCGCUUUAAAGUUUUGUGCUAACGUGUACAAAAGGGGCAAACGCAUUGAAUUUGCACACCGUUUUGGGCUCAGCCGAGGCUUUCACCGACUACUAGCCCGGGUGCGGGGACGAGACGAAACGGGCACCGAUUCGAGAUGAGCUGAUAGUGGCCGGGGUUGGUCCGCGUGUUUGUUUAUGAUAAUAGAGUUUUUGUUUUAUGUGUUAUCAUACUGCAACAUAUCAUCGAAAAAAAAAAAAAAGAUAAGAAGAAACAUUUCACUCCGUGUUCUCAUACCGGAAAGGCAAGGAAACAAUCAUCACAUCACCGACUUAACAUUCGGACGCUAGGCGACGGUCAUGGCCACCAUCACCACGGCAGCGUCACCGACCUCGAACAGUAGCGCGUCGACCACGUCCGUGUCGCUGCUGCAGCGCCAGUCGAGCAAAAAUGCCGACACCGUAUCGGUGUGUUCAACCACCAGUGCCUUCUCGACGUGCCCCGACCGGCACGGGUUCUACGGUGGCAACCAGUUUUCGGAAAAACCGAAGAAAGAAACGCUUACGCGGGAGCAGAUCAUCGCACGCGAAAAGAAAUGGAUCCACAUGACUGCGCACUGGGCAGAAUAUAUGAACACGAACUACAAAAAGGUCCGUGAGCGCUGCCGAAAAGGUAUCCCGGACGCGCUGCGACAGAAGGCAUGGUUUCUGCUGACCGGCGCAAACCAUCUGAUGGCCAAGUUUCCCGACUGGUACCAGCAUCUGCUCGACCAGCCCGGCAAUCCGCAGAUCAUCGACGAAAUACGCAAGGAUCAGCAUCGCCAGUUCCCGCACCACGAGAUGUUCAUCGACGACGACAAGCCGGGCCAGAAGGAGCUGUUCAACGUGCUGAAAGCGUACUCGGUGUACAAUCCGACCGUGGGCUACUGUCAGGCACAGGCCCCGAUCGCCGCCUUCCUGCUGAUGCAGCUUCCCUCCGAGCAGGCGUUCUGGUGCUUCGUCGCUAUUUGUGACAAAUACCUCGAAAACUACUUUACACCCGGGCUCGAGAUGUUGCAGCGCGACGCGGGCAUGCUGAACCGGCUGCUAAAGAAAACGUCCCCGGCCGCUUACCGCCACCUGCAGAAGCACAACGUCGAUCCGCUGCUGUACAUGACCGACUGGUUCCUGUGUGCGAUGACGCGCACGCUGCCCUGGGACACGCUGCUGCGCGUGUGGGACUGCUUCCUUUGCGAAGGGGUGCGAAUCUUUUUCAAGGUAGCGCUCGUCAUCAUCGGGGCCACGCUUGGGCCGCAGAAGGUGCGGUCCCAGUGCAACGGGCUGUGCGAAACGCUGGCCGUGCUGCGCUCACCGCCGAAGAAGUUUCUCGAGGAGGAUUUCAUCAUGCACCACAUCUUCCGGCUGAACAUCACGAUCGACGACUUCCACCGGGAGCACAAGAAGCAGGAGAUGCUGCACCGGAAGGCAAAGCUGGAACAGCAGAAGGCGGCACAGCAGCAGAACGGUGGUGGUGGUGGAUCUUCCAACGGGGCUGGCAGGAGCUCGUAGCUUUCGGCAACCCGUGGCCAAUAAGACCGCAUGGAGAAGGGACGGCAGCUAGUCUAACAUGGAGAAACUGCUCCGAACGGUGGGCGAAGCAGUGUAUCAUCAUACCGGCCCCCCCAAAGGGACAGAGUGGGACCUGAGGGGGGCAAUAAUGUUUGCAAUUACGGGCGCUAUUCGUCUCAUUCGUUUCUUCCACAUUUAGCGUGAAAUAAGCGCAAACCGAUUCGGAAACUAUACAGAUGUGUUUGCUAUGUUUAACAGAACCGUUUAUACAAGUAAGUAUCUAGUGAAGUAAGAUUUGCGAUCAACAUGGCACCAAAAUUUAACAUCGCCACGGCGAAAUAUGUUUAGGAACAAAACAAUGCAAAAA
Anopheles merus is the source of this 2698-nucleotide messenger RNA. It is a transcript of the gene wkd, whose product is annotated as TBC1 domain family member whacked. NCBI's taxonomy places the organism in Eukaryota, Metazoa, Arthropoda, Insecta, Diptera, Culicidae. The coding region runs from base 1144 to 2331 and encodes 395 amino acids. The record is from RefSeq and is a predicted model, not a curated record. The transcript has 4 exons.